Lizanozyma spartinae is the source of this 1296-nucleotide messenger RNA. RefSeq names its product oxysterol-binding protein (gene KES1). Bases 1 to 1296 code for a protein of 431 amino acids. Gene Ontology annotation, cellular component: cytosol; membrane; intracellular membrane-bounded organelle. Gene Ontology annotation, biological process: endocytosis; piecemeal microautophagy of the nucleus; maintenance of cell polarity. The transcript has a single exon. The record is from RefSeq and is a predicted model, not a curated record. Gene Ontology annotation, molecular function: oxysterol binding. NCBI's taxonomy places the organism in Eukaryota, Fungi, Ascomycota, Pichiomycetes, Serinales, Debaryomycetaceae.
AUGUCUAUGGCUUCAUCUUCAUCAUGGACAUCGUUCCUCAAAUCCAUUGCAUCGUUCAAUGGUGAUUUGUCCAGCUUGACUGCUCCUCCCUUUAUUUUAUCCCCUUAUUCACUUACGGAAUACAGUGAAUAUUGGGCAGAACAUCCUGACUUAUUGAUAGCCCCUAACUUUAUUUGCUUGGAACCCGGUAUGACUUCUAGUGAGUCUGCUAGGACUGCCAUGGAAUUGAAGCGUAUGAUUGCAGUCACUCGGUGGUUUAUCUCAACUUUGAGAUCACAAUACUGCUCUCGUAACGAAAGUAUGGGUACCGAAAAGAAGCCUUUGAACCCCUUUCUAGGUGAAGUUUUUGUUGGAAAAUGGGACGAUAAAUCAUCUGAAAAGAAUUUGGGUGAAACAUUUCUUUUAAGUGAACAAGUAAGUCACCACCCCCCUGAAACUGGUUACGCCAUUGUAAACAAGAAGAACAAGGUUACUUUACAAGGUUAUAAUGGUAUUAGAACUUGGUUCUCCACUACUACUUUAAACAUCAAGCAAUAUGGUCAUGCUCUUUUAUCCUAUGGUGAAUUGGAUGAAACAUAUUUGGUGACCUUACCUCCUUUACACAUUGAAGGUUUAAUUACUGCUAGUCCAUUUGUUGAAUUGGAUGGUACCAGUUAUAUUCAAGCCAGUAAUGGACUUAUUGCGGUCAUUGAAUAUAGUGGCCGUGGUUACUUUAGUGGUAAGAAGAAUUCUUUCAAGGCCCGUAUUUUUAGGGACCAAUUGAGCGCACAAUCCAAAGAGAAUGCGUUGGUAUCAAUAGCAGGUCAAUGGAGUGGUAAAUCUUAUAUAUGUAAGGGAUACGGUAGCCCCCUGAGUAAAGGUGACCAAUUAUUCCAUGACGCUCAAUGGAAGCAAGCUGAAGGGUUGACCGUAAAACCAAUCGAAGAGCAACAUCCAUUGGAAACAAGAAAAGCAUGGAAAAAAGUGGCCGAUGCAAUCAAGGCUGCUGAUUAUGACUUGAUUGCCAAAGAAAAGACAAUUAUUGAAAACCAGCAAAGAGAAAUGAGAAAGAAGGAAGCUGAAAACGAAACCAAAUGGGAACAAAGAUGGUUCGACCCCGUUGACUAUACUAGUCUGGAAGGAGCACCUGAUGAUAGAUUCUUAAGUUUGGCUGAUAUGGCUAAUUUGUCUUCCGGAAAUGUUCCAAGUGGUACUACUAAGGGUUCAAAGUAUGACGUGCCAUCCACUACUGAAAAUAUGAAACAUUGGAGACUUAACUUGGAGAAGUGGGAGAAGGAAACAGAAAUUAAGCUCUGA